This is a messenger RNA of Pseudozyma flocculosa PF-1, 1095 nucleotides long. RefSeq lists its product as uncharacterized. Lineage: Eukaryota; Fungi; Basidiomycota; Ustilaginomycetes; Ustilaginales; Ustilaginaceae. The transcript has 9 exons. The record is from RefSeq and is a predicted model, not a curated record. Gene Ontology annotation, molecular function: hydrolase activity, hydrolyzing O-glycosyl compounds. Gene Ontology annotation, biological process: carbohydrate metabolic process. Bases 1 to 1095 code for a protein of 364 amino acids.
AUGGAGGCAAAAUACAUCGCGUGGCGCAACGCCUACAUCCGCAGCAGCCCAGAGGGUCUCUACUGCUUCUACAACGCCAGCGGGGACAACGGCGAUGCAGUGACCUGUUCAGAGGCGCACGGCUAUGCCAUGCUCAUCUCGAUCCUGCACCGCAACCUGCAGGACUUUGACGCUCUGCUGCGUUUCUUCCUGCACUUUCGCAACGAAAAGGGCCUCAUGAAGUGGCAGGUGCGGCAGAAGAAGCACCACGCCCUCUACGUCGCCGAAGACGGCCAGACCAGCGCCACGGAUGGCGACAUCGACAUCGCGGCGGCUCUGAUCCUGGCAUCGCGCCUCUUUCCGCAGGGCUCGCCCGCCUACCCCGCUGGAGCAUACCGGCACGAGGCCCAGGCUCUGCUCUCGGCGAUCUACCGCUACGAGAUUCACCCGGACCUGCGCACACCCCUGCUGGGAGACUGGUGCAAUUCGGACGGCGACGACAAUGUCCGGCUCUACAACGCCACGCGCUCCUCGGACUUUAUCCUGAGCGCCUUCCACCUCUUUGAGCAGUUCGUCGAUGACGCGGGGCAGAAGCAGGCGUGGCGCAGCGUCGUCGAUGCCGUCGUCGGCGCGACGGUCAGCGUCUCCUCGCAGUCCGAGACGGGCCUUGUCCCGGACUUCCUCGAGUACAAUGCCCAGGAGCGCACGUGGAAGCCGGCGUGGGGCAAGCUGCUCGAGGGCGAAUACGACGGCCACGUCUCGUGGAACGCCUGCCGGACGCCGUGGAGGCUGGCGCACUACUACGCCGUCACCCAGGAUGCGCGGCUGCGACCGGUGCUCGACAAGAUGUACAAGUCGCUCGUCUCGCCCGACCACCGCGAGUGCGACUUCCCCCAGACUCCCGCCGGCAUCGACAUCUGGAGCGGCAAACCCCUCGUCGACUACAGCGACAAGGCCUUUAUCGCACCGACGUCGUACCUCUGCUACGUCCUUGGCGACUCGGCCUCGCACAAGCAGGGCGUCGACGCCCUCGCCGCGGCAAAGGACAGCUACUUUGGCGAUUCCAUCGACGUCCUCAUCGCCGAGCAGGCUGUCAAUGCCGAGCUGUUCCGGUAG